AAGGAAAGCUUCCUGUCUUGGGUGGUGGCUUCAAACUUUCUCACUGGACUUCAUUCCUGUGUGUGUGGGAAUGAGAGACGGAAGAAAAGUCAUUUUAGAAGAGAGACACGUUGUGCGGCUGUAAUACGCGUUGUUUCAGCUCGUUGUGGUUUAUUUGAGUCCUCUUGUUCAGUUUCGUUCUGAGGGAGAGAGUUUAUCGCAGCACAGACUCAAUGCAGGCCAUCAAGUGUGUGGUGGUGGGGGACGGGGCUGUGGGUAAAACAUGCCUGCUUAUCAGCUAUACCACCAAUGCGUUCCCUGGAGAAUACAUCCCCACAGUAUUUGAUAAUUAUUCUGCAAAUGUGAUGGUGGAUGGUAAACCAGUGAAUCUGGGUCUAUGGGAUACAGCAGGACAGGAGGAUUAUGACAGACUGCGUCCCCUGUCCUACCCUCAGACGGACGUGUUUCUUAUCUGCUUCUCCCUCGUGAGUCCCGCCUCUUUUGAGAAUGUUCGUGCGAAGUGGUAUCCAGAAGUGAGACACCACUGUCCAAACACUCCGAUCAUCCUGGUGGGGACCAAGCUGGAUCUGAGAGAUGACAAAGACACUAUAGAGAAACUGAAGGAGAAGAAGCUCACGCCCAUCACUUACCCUCAGGGUCUGGCCAUGGCGAAAGAGAUCGGGGCUGUGAAGUAUCUGGAGUGCUCGGCACUCACACAGCGUGGCCUUAAGACGGUGUUUGACGAGGCCAUUCGGGCCGUACUGUGCCCUCCUCCUGUCAAGAAGAGAAAGAGGAAGUGCUCCCUGCUCUGAGGAAACAUUGUUGUCAUCCAAACUGUAUUUUAGGGGGAGAAGUUAGAAAUGAGACCAUGUUUUCAUUUUUCAGUUCCUCCCAUGUAACCAUCAGUACAACUUUAUACCUUCACAAAACUUUUAUUGAUAGAUGUUGUAAAAAAAAAAAAUAUAUAUAUAUAUUAUUCUUAACCCAUCUCCCUUAGACACACAUUAUUGUACUACCUGCGGCCUUUGAUGGAUAACGGAUAUUAACUAGAAGGUUAACAAUGACCUGAAGUUGGUUCCUUCCAUUGAGAACCCAUAAUGUUUGUUUACAGUCUUUGUUUGAAAGGAAUGAAGAUCUUGCCAAAUAGCACUACAAUAGGAAAUGGCAGCAUUGUAUACACUAAAUUUGUUGCUUAUUACCUCUUACGUGCUGCAACCAUUUGGCAAACCAAAGCUAACUGUUAGCUACUGAGAAGUCAGCUUACCUCACACUAAAACAAGAGGUUCUGUAAACAGAAGGAUGAGAUGUCCUUCCAGAUUUGUAUAUUUCUUCAUUAUCAGGUUUUGUUAACACUAUGAUUUGUCUGGGGGUUAUACUGUAUUUGAGGCUGCACUCAUUGCAAUGCUUUUAUGUCAGUGGGGGAAUAUCAUGAAAACAUGUCCAGGCCACAUUGAACCUCAAAAUCAAAGAAAUAUAUUUGCAAAACCAGUUUAGCCUAGUUUAGGACCUUUUUUGUAUUGUGACCAUUUUUAUGACAGUUAACCACAUUUUCCCACCCAAAUUUCCAUUACCUUAAUGUAUUCAGAUAAUAUAAUAGCCUGAUGUUCAGAUGUUUUACUUUUUGUAAUUUCUGUUAUACUCAAUAGUGAGUCCAUUUCCAAUUACUGCAAUACAUCCAUUUUUAAGGUACUACAGGUUGAUUUUUGAUUUGUUUUUAAACACUACAAAUACUACUAAUAGAAAUACUUGACUAUUUAAAUAAUUCCUCAUUUUUAUGCAUUAUAAUUGAGAACAGUUGUUUUUUUUUUUGGCCAUUAUAAUUUGAGAUUUAAUGGGAAAUGUGGUUAAUUGUCAUGAAAGAUUGUCAUAAUUCCAAAAACCUCAAUGGUAUUAAGAUGUGUUAAAUUGUAAGUAAAACACUUUUUAUUUUAUUAUUAUUAUUAUUGAUUUUGGGGUGAAAUAUGACCCUUGACAGAUAUUGUGUGAUUCACCCCAGUAUGUCAUAAAUAUUUCAGCUGUAAGAGGUGAUGACAGAUUUCCAAAUAUCUGCAUCCCAGUUUUGAAGGUCCUUUCUACUUAAGAUGUCCUAUAUAUUUGACAAAGGCUGUCCGGGUCUGGAAUAUCAAAUGGAUCAUGUGGGACUUUUAGUGUACAGGUAAAUCUGAUAGUUAAAACAAUCCUUUAAUGGUCUGGGUAUUUUAAGUACACCCUUUACAGCCAUAUAGAAAUAUAUAUUUUUGUUAACAGCACAUUUUUAGAAUUUUAUUUUUUGUCUUCUUGACACUUUUAUAUUUGCUAAUGUUACAAAAUAAACACUACAGGAUUAUUAUGUGGAGUAGGUUUAUCUUAAAUUCCCAUUAUAGUUAAUCAUUUUUAACUAACAUUUUAUUCAUGUACUAAUAACAUUGUUACCCUGUUUUUAGUGGUAAUCAUGAUGUCACUUGUUUUUCAAAUACAAUAAAUUCAGAUUAAACCUUAAAACAUUUGGUUUGAUUCCAAGUGUACAUUUGAAAAAGUGAUAGGCUUUAAAGUCGACAUGAAAAGAGUUUUGCAACACAUUUGACUUGAAACAGGAUAUUGAUGAUGAAUUGUGCACAGUACAUGGGGUCAAAUCUGAUUGCAUGUUGACUUCAACUGAUAAACGUAAAAAAAUGUAUGGCAUAUGUACUAUUAAUGAAUGAGAAUUGUUUUUUGUUUUUUUUAUUAAUGUGAAAUAUUAUAUCUGAUAAAGCAAACAAUAAUACACUGUUGCCUUGGGGCUGUUUGUAACCCAAAACAAAACAUGGCAAUAAAUAAAACUAUACAGUUCA
Myxocyprinus asiaticus (Chinese sucker) is the source of this 2789-nucleotide messenger RNA. Its product is annotated as ras-related C3 botulinum toxin substrate 1-like. The coding region runs from base 213 to 791 and encodes 192 amino acids. The transcript is spliced from 6 exons. Lineage: Eukaryota; Metazoa; Chordata; Actinopteri; Cypriniformes; Catostomidae. Gene Ontology annotation, molecular function: GTP binding; GTPase activity; protein kinase binding. Gene Ontology annotation, biological process: actin filament organization; establishment or maintenance of cell polarity; regulation of actin cytoskeleton organization. Gene Ontology annotation, cellular component: plasma membrane; cytoskeleton; cytoplasmic vesicle. The record is from RefSeq and is a predicted model, not a curated record.